CUUGUCUUCUUUCGUUCUCAUCAAUUCACUGAUUCUCGGUCUUCUUUCGUAAGUAUUUUUCUCUUGGUACUCAAAAUCUCAUCCUCUCUUUCGUUCUCAUCAAGCCACCGAACGACUGUCUCUUUCGUAAGUAUUUUUCUCACUUUGUUUGCUUUUUGUUUCAUCUUGCAUAUGUAGAUCUCUGGUACUGUUUAUUGCUGCUUGCAUUUUCUUUGGAGAUAGUUAGAGUGUUUAUGUUAAUUUUAAUUUUUAUUUUCUUCAAUUUCUGAGGGUGUUACGAGUGUUUAAUAUGCUGAAAUCAAUGAAUUGGUACAAAUUGACUGCACUUAUAGUCUUUUUCUGCAAUUUCUGGGUGUUUGAAUAGAUUCUUAUUGAGUAUUAAUUGGUGGGUACCAUUUUUAGUUGCUGUACAUGUUUAGUUCAGUCAUUGCUUUUAUAGAAGUUGUUGUUUGGCUGUUAACAUUGUGGUGUUGAUCUCAGUACAUGAGGUGGGUACACUGGGGUUUCGUUUUAAUGAUGUUAUGUUUGCUGCUUGCAUUCUCCCUGAUAGAGUUAAAAACAUUGGAAGAAACAGAGUCAAUAACUCAAUGUUCUAUCUUUUGGCUUUUACCACUUGCGAUGGAUUAGUGGAAAAAUUGCUUUAGAGGAGAUAUUUCCCAAAGUUCAAAAAUUUUUUGUUGAAUUUUUUUCCUGACUGAAUGAUUAAAUAAAAAAAUCAUACUACACUACACUACAAUCCCAUCUUCUGAUCACAUUCACCUUGCAUCUUUGCAAUAGUGUUUUUUUUUUUUUUUUUUUUUUUUUUUUUUUUUUUUUUUUUUUAAUCUAGUUAUCAUGAUAUUGGUUUACCUUGUUUUUUCAGAUUUUCAGAUCUAUUUCUUGUUUUAUUGAGCUGGUCUUUUCUGAAAUUUGUAGUUGUGGAGAAAGAUGUAGAUGGUGAUGCAUGUGCAGGAACUACAGUUGGAUUUCUAUGUAGAAUUCUGCUUGUUUAAAAGGUUUUUAUAGAGGAGAAAGUGUUUCAACAACUAAAGGAACCUUCUUUUCAUAAGAUUAAUUACCAUUUUUUCUUUAUUAAGUUCCAAUUCCUUUUUGUAUUCUUCAUGAAGAUGAUGUACUAGGAUCUGUGCAUAUUGUCUCUCCUUUCUUUCUUUGUGUUUAUGUGAGUGAGACAAUAUCAGUUCUGACUGUUGUAUGUAUUUGUGUAAUGCAUAUAAUCACUCUCACUUUGUGUAAUGUUUAUGUCUUAUUAAAGUUUAAUUUGUUCCUAUUUCAGAACUAUGAGCAAUACCGACAAUUCGUCAGUCCCUAUGGAUGAUGAAAGUGAGGUUGGAAACGAGAAUGCAACAACCAAAUCAACCAAGGUUGGUGACAAGAGGAAGUCUGAAUACUGGAACCAUUUUUGGGAUUUUAGAGAUCCAGUAACCAAAAAAAUUGUUCAAGUCAAAUGCAAAUAUUGUGAGAAAAUGCUAACAGGGAAUUUGUGCUUCCUUGUUGGCUGCUGCCUCUUUGCUUUGUUGUCUGCUGUAUGCUGUCUUUCUCCGUUGCUUAGAUGGUUGCUGACUUGCUGCUGGUCUUGUUGCUGGCUGAUGGUGUGCUCAGCUGCUGCCUGCUGAUGGUGUGCUCAGCUGCUGCCUGUUGCUGCCCUUCCUUUUCUUCCCUUUUUUUUUUUUCUGAACUUUUAUUUAAGUAGUUGUUUUGGUUAUGUUUGGAUGUUUGGACUUUGCAGCAUUGUUGAAGUUUGUUGUACUGAUAUUUUAGGUUGUUGAAUUGGUACUUUUUGGCUUAUUAGUUUGUAAUAUUUGUAUUUUGAAAUAUUUGUAUUUUGCUAGCCUCCAAAACUAAUUUAGGGAUAUUAUUAUGUUAA
This is a messenger RNA of Chenopodium quinoa (quinoa), 1864 nucleotides long. RefSeq lists its product as uncharacterized. The transcript is spliced from 2 exons. Lineage: Eukaryota; Viridiplantae; Streptophyta; Magnoliopsida; Caryophyllales; Amaranthaceae. Bases 1278 to 1613 code for a protein of 111 amino acids. The record is from RefSeq and is a predicted model, not a curated record.